GUACGUGGGUUCGAGCACACGCUCAAGAUUACAUACUCGAGUAUUUCCGCCUGCUCACCGAACGACGCAAGGCUGCACAUUCGUCCCAUCUUGAACGAUUAACAGCCCAUGCCUACCAUUACUACCACGCUCCCCCGCAUCCGAACGAGAUUGCCGCCGCCCAAGCGACUCUGAAACGAGGAAUCGACGAGGAUUGGCAAUCCAGCGUUCAGCGUUAUCCGGAGGUAUUAGAAUACUUCUACAGUUUGGUCGAGCUGACGCUCCCGCCUGACCAUGAACCUGCCGUCAAAGAUCCCCCGCUGAGUGCGUUGAGCGGAUCACGGAAGGCUGGCAGACGGGCCCAAUCUACGGCCACAAUAGCCGGGGAACCUUUUCAAGAGAGGGAGCGGAGUGUGAAUCCUCUCGCAAGAAGAACCCCUCCCCCGCAAAUUGAGCGGCGGACGCCGGGACCACCUCACAAUCCACUCGCGCCAACGCAGAGAAGACAUAGCAGCUUCCGACCGCCUACCGCGCCGCCAACGGCCUAUUUCCAAUAUAACUGAAUGCCGUGGGAGAGGUGUGACCCAUCGUGGCGGCGAAAGCCCUAUGUCCGGGCUUAACUAGCCCAUCAUUCACACCGUGUAAAAUUGGACCACAGCACAACUUGCAUCUACGCCUACAUCUACAUACACAUACGACCAUUUAUUUUCCUUGACUUAAUACGAAAGAAAGAACGAACACACUUACGAGACCACGAAAGGGCAUUAUGAUCACCGUAUCUGUUGCAUGGGUGGAGGGAAAAUGUCCCAGAUACCAUUUCUUUUCUGCAUAGCGGCGAGACCUUGCACUUUUUU
Messenger RNA from Annulohypoxylon truncatum, 833 nucleotides. RefSeq lists its product as uncharacterized. Lineage: Eukaryota; Fungi; Ascomycota; Sordariomycetes; Xylariales; Hypoxylaceae. The annotation marks the transcript as partial. The record is from RefSeq and is a predicted model, not a curated record. The transcript has a single exon.